Molecule: messenger RNA, 579 nt
Organism: Corylus avellana
Lineage: Eukaryota; Viridiplantae; Streptophyta; Magnoliopsida; Fagales; Betulaceae
Product: agamous-like MADS-box protein AGL29
Biological process (GO): positive regulation of transcription by RNA polymerase II
Molecular function (GO): RNA polymerase II cis-regulatory region sequence-specific DNA binding; protein dimerization activity; DNA-binding transcription factor activity, RNA polymerase II-specific
Source: RefSeq, a predicted model, not a curated record
AUGGCUAAAAAGUUGGUAGAUGGCUUGCAAAGCCUGGCUAAAAAGUUGGAAGAUGGCUUGCAAAGCCUACGUGUGCCGGGGAAGAGGACAAGAGGGCGACAAAAGAUUGAGAUGAAGAGGAUAGAGAAUGGUGAUGAUCGCCUUAUCACUUUCUCCAAACGAAGAUCUGGGAUCUACAAAAUGGCUUGUGAGUUGGUAACCCUAUGUGGUGCUGAGAUUAGUGUUGUAGUUUUUUCGCCGGCCGGGAAGCCGUUCGUGUUUGCUCAUCCUUCGAUGGAGUCAGUGAGCAACCGGUUUUCAAAGAGAAACCCGCCGCAGAAAGGCGAUGGUUCUCAUCCCCUUGUGGAGGCUCACCGGCGGGUGAGAAUCAACGAGCUCAACCAGCAGUACUGUGAGCUUGUGUGGCGGCUAGAAGCGGAGAAGGAUCAAGGAAAGGCGCUGCAGAGGCUGGCGAAGGCGAGGGGAAGCCAGCCGGGCUGGUGGGAGGCUCCGGUUGAGGAGCUUAGCGUGGAGGAGCUCAGCCAAAUGGUGAAGUCACUUGAAGAGCUCCACAAGAUCUUGUAUAACAAAAUCAUGUAG